Messenger RNA from Leptosia nina, 654 nucleotides. The record is from the annotation of a GenBank genome assembly. NCBI's taxonomy places the organism in Eukaryota, Metazoa, Arthropoda, Insecta, Lepidoptera, Pieridae.
AUGGUGAUAAACAGUUGGUCCCAUAUUCCAGGUGGUGUCUACUGCCCCUUUUCCACCAUAGGACCAGAGGACUUAAAAUCAGCCAAGAUGAUCAUCAACACCACUGACUCGAUCAUCAAAGACGACAUACGCCGCAUCAAGCUUAUCACCUACAUCAAGAAACACAUUCACAACUGCGCCGCGUUUGAAAUCGGAUACGUCACUUUUAUCAUCCAAGAAAAAUACAGAAUGAUGCUUGACAAAUACAACACCAGCGCAACGAUGAUGACCGAUUUACACCUUAUGGAACAUAUUAUGUACUUAGAGGAACUGGAACACCUGUACUGGGAUAUAGAUCACCUUUACGGAAUGAUACACGAGAUAGAGAGGAAGUACAGGAUAAAAGAUAAUCGGAAUUUCGUGCCAGAUUACUUGGAGACGACGACCCUCGAUCCUGCGGAAGAAGAAGCUACUAUGACAACGCUGUUUAUGCCGACGGCGCGGCAGAAGCAGAAGAAGUUGAGAAGAGAAGAGAAGAUGCGGUUCAAAUGGAAGUUGGAUGCACUAAUGACUGGAUCGACGAGGAAGCGGUCAACGAGAUGGUGGUGGCCGUUGGAGUAUGGAUGGGAGAUUGAUUAUUGGUGGGGACCUCCAACACCAACACCAGCGUACUGA